This is a messenger RNA of Ascochyta rabiei, 780 nucleotides long. RefSeq names its product Demethylsterigmatocystin 6-O-methyltransferase. The record is from RefSeq and is a predicted model, not a curated record. Bases 1 to 780 code for a protein of 259 amino acids. The transcript has 2 exons. Gene Ontology annotation, molecular function: O-methyltransferase activity. NCBI's taxonomy places the organism in Eukaryota, Fungi, Ascomycota, Dothideomycetes, Pleosporales, Didymellaceae.
AUGCGAUGGGCUCUUGUUCAGAUCGGUAUAGAUCUGGUCGUAUUCGCAACCCUUUCUACGAAUACCAACCCGAUCGGCCUGCAGUACUUCCUUGAUGCAACUGGUGCAUCCCUUACAUUGCUUGCUCACCUCUUGCGGUCUUUGGUAUCUUUUGGCUUGAUCCUCGAGACGAAGAAAGACACUUUCACUGCGAACGGCGUUUCGAACGCGCAUGCCCACCCAGAUGUCGUUGGUGCUUUCCCAUAUGUCACGCAUCUGCAUGCUUUAACCGCUCAAGCUCUGCCUCGCUACCUACGCGAUCACAAGUACCAAGAUAUGACCGACACCAAAGAUCUACCCUUCCAUCUGGCUUUGGGCACAGAUCUGCCGCCUUUCGAAUGGAUGAGGAAACACCCCGAGCAGAUGAAGGCCAUGGGCCAUGCAAUGAGAAUUGAGCCUGCAGCGGAUUCUGCACUCCUGGUUGAUGUUGGCGGUGGUUUCGGACAACAAUCAGUGGCUUUCAAGGCGCAGGUGGCAUCAACAACAAGUCGUAUCGUUGUCCAAGACGUAGCCUCAACGCUGGCUUACACCCCCAGAAUCGAUGGUAUCGAAUUUCAGGAACACGACUUCUUCACGCCUCAGACCAUCAAAGGUGCCAAAUACUACAAUCUCCGGCACAUACUGCACGACUGGACGGCUGAGGACAGCAUCCACAUUCUCCAAAACCUGAUCCCUGCUUUAUCACCUGAGUCGCGCAUCGUCAUUGACGAAGUGAUUCGGCCGGACACCCAUGUGCCUUGA